Molecule: messenger RNA, 828 nt
Organism: Suillus fuscotomentosus
Lineage: Eukaryota; Fungi; Basidiomycota; Agaricomycetes; Boletales; Suillaceae
Exons: 6
Coding region: 1-828 (275 amino acids)
Molecular function (GO): oxidoreductase activity; copper ion binding
Source: RefSeq, a predicted model, not a curated record
AUGACCAUGGUACAUUUCCUGGCGACCACGAAGUCGUUACGUUUGUUGGCUGUCCAUUUCCACUGGAGGAAGCACCCGAGCACUUUUCCCAUCUUAGAAGAUGAGGCUGGACCUUUACUUCUCUUCUUGUUACCCUCGUUCGGACUUAGUGCAUUCGUCGUCGUUCAUCAAGAAGUACUCUUCUUACGUAAGGUCCACUCUACAAUCACUACCACCAGAACUCGCAGCUUGCUUUUCCUGUCCAACCUCAUCCUCAGGGUGACUAUAGGGUGCAGGACAGCACAAGUGAUUGUUAUUUUGGUGGCUCUUACCGGUGGCACUCAUCCCGGGCCCACUACCGUGGCUCAGAAGAGGGAUACAUUUAAGAUUAACGUCACGAACCAAUUAACUAACGAUUCGAAGUACCUACGCAACCAAAUGGACGGCGUGUCAUUUAUCACGCAAUGUCCGAUCGCUCCUGGACACUCUUUUUUGUAUGACUUCAAUGCUACCGACCAAGUGGGAACGUACUGGUACCACUCUCAUUAUGGACGGUUAUGUUCAAGCAGGGUGGCUUUCAGACCGCCGCUCCUGCUGUUCUCAAGCAGAACGACAGUUCGUGCACUGGACCUCCGCCCAGAUUCGCCGCAGUUCAGGCAGUCAAAGAAUUCAAUCGAGGGCGUUUCUGUCACGCUCGUCCACCGGCCGGGCCUCGAGCACGGAAGCCUCAAUCAUCACAACCCGAUACUCACCUACAAAUUCACCAAGUUAGAUACUCAAUGCUGCGCAAUCUUCAUUCCCGCUUUCACGGAGUCGACUAUUGUUGCAUUCUACCCAGUCACUGUAUAA